GGCGCUCAACAUGCCUACCGAAAAGGAAAAUCCACGGAAACGGCACUCCAUGAAGUAAUCUCGGCGGUAGAGAAAUCUCUACAAGUCAACGAAUACUCCUUAAUCGCUUUCCUAGACAUUGAGGGAGCUUUUAACAACGUCAUACCAGGAGCCAUCACAGAGGCCCUGACUGACCUGGGAGUGGAUCGUCACUUGAUGAUGCUCAUAGAUCAAUUGCUCACAUGCAGGACAGUGACAUCAUCAAUGGGAUCGUCCACUCAGUCUAGGUAUGUCAACAGAGGCACCCCGCAAGGUGGUGUCCUGUCUCCCCUUCUAUGGAACAAAGCAGUCAAUAAGAUACUGUGUGACCUGGAAGGGGGGGGGGGCUGCAAGGUGGUAGCAUACGAGGACGACGUUGCCAUUAUUUUCUCGGGAAAAUUCCCUCAAACACUCUGCGAUCUAAUGACCGCAAAGCUCGCGCGACUCUCAGAAUGGACAGAGUCGCGUGGACUGGGAAUCAAUCCCUCUAAAACGGAACUUGUAUUGUUUACAACCAAAUACAAAAUCCCGUCCCUCAACCCCCCAAUACUAAACGGAUGUAGGCUCUCCUUCAGCGACAGUGCCAGUUACUUAGGGUUGGUAAUUGACAAAAAACUUAGCUGGAACCUGAGCAUCAAAGACAGAGUGAAGAAGGCUACGAUAGCCCUCUACACUUGCAAGAAAGCCAUUGGGCUAAAAUGGGGCAUGAACCCAAGAAUAGUCCAAUGGAUUUACCUGGCAAUAGUUAGACCAAUACUACUUUACGGAGUCGCAGUGUGGUGGCCUGCCCUAUCGAAGGGGACCAUCACUAAACAACUGGGCAAGGUGCAGCGCACUGCAGCCCUAUGCAUCAGUGGAGCUCUAAGCACAACACCAACGGAUGCGCUAAAUGCUAUCCUAUGCCUACAGAGCCUUGACCUUGCAGGUAAGGAGCAGGCAGAAAUAGCAGCAAUCCCUCUUAGAGACUCUGACCAAUGGGUGUCACAUCACACCGGUCAUGCGUCCAUCCUAAAUGGAAACAAAAUCGUCCCCACAAAAACGGACUACUGCGUUCCGAGGGAGUAUACAGAUACCCCCUUCGAAACAAUCAUCCCUCACAGAAACAUCUGGCUUGAGGGACCACCUGGUCCAAAGGGAGCCAUUCGAAUCUUUACUGAUGGCUCAAAGCUGGACAACAAGGUCGGAGGAGGAAUCUACUCCGAACAGCUGAACAUAAGACAGUCCUUCAGGCUCCCGGAUCACUGCAGUGUCUUCCAAGCGGAAGUCAUAGCGAUCAAGGAGGCUCUGAGCUGUCUUCAGGAAAUAGCCCCUGCGGCAACUCAUAUAAAUAUCUACAGUGACAGCCAAGCUGCGAUCAAGUCGCUGAAUGCGAUAACAACAAGCUCGGCCACCGUGGCAAACUGUCGCAAAUCUCUUCAUGAGAUGGCUUAUCAGUUCGUCAUCAGCCUAAUAUGGGUCCCGGGCCAUCAGGACAUUGAAGACAACUGCAUAGCGGACGAGCUGGCCAGAGCUGGCACAACAAUCCCCCUUCUCCAUGAUAAGGAGGAUAUUCGUAUGCCAAUGGCCACCUGCAAGCUCAAAAUAAAAGAACAUUUUAAGCGAUUAAUAAAUGACAGAUGGCAAACCGUGUCACUAUGUCGCAUAACUCGGCAAACAUGGCCUAACAUUAUUAGGAAGCGCACCGAUGAGCUCUGCAAACUCAGUAGGAGUAGGUGCAGCUCAGUCAUACGCUCCCUCACGGGACACUGGCUAAUAGGCACACAUGCAAGCAGGCUGGGCGCCCCAUAUAACGACUUCUGUCGAAGCUGUAGAGAUGAGGACGAGGAGGAGACUGUGGAACACCUGUUCUGCUCCUGUCCGGCUCUCAGUAGAAGGAGACUGCAAUACUUGGGCGCUCCUUUUCUAAUUAACAUUUCGGACAUGUCUACAAUCAGUCCCAGACGGAUCGCAGGCUUCAUAAGGGCAUCCGGAUGGGAUAAUGGAUAA
This is a messenger RNA of Drosophila obscura, 2004 nucleotides long. RefSeq lists its product as uncharacterized. NCBI's taxonomy places the organism in Eukaryota, Metazoa, Arthropoda, Insecta, Diptera, Drosophilidae. The record is from RefSeq and is a predicted model, not a curated record. Gene Ontology annotation, molecular function: nucleic acid binding; RNA-DNA hybrid ribonuclease activity.